UAAAUCAUAAAAAUGGUGACAACACUCAACUUCAAAUCCCAAGAAAAAGCAAAGCCCAAAAGAAAACAAAACUGAAAACCUUAACAAAAUAUCAUAUAUAAUAAUGAUAAUGUAAACACUGAGAAUCAUGAUAUACAAGUCAAGAAAAGAAUGAUGAACAACAAGAAGAAAUCCCAGUCCGUUUCUUUUUGGUCAGAAAAGGCGCCUUUUUAACGUUAUAAACGUCUUCAAUGUGCGAAACAUUUCCCACUUUCUGCUACCUGUUAAUAUCUUCAAGUGGGUAUUUACUCAAUUUGCCAAUACUAUCGAUGGUUUUUUUUUCUCUGUCUCUUUGGGUAGUUUCUUUUGAUGUUCUUAGAGUUGCUUUAUUUAUUCAAUUGUGUCUGAUUUUAAGAUAAGGACUUGAAUUUGAUUUUUAUUUUUCUUCAUUUUGUCAUUGGGAAAUUCUAUAUCUCCACCGUUAUUUUACUGCAGUGGACUGCGUGGAUUUAAUAUAAGUGUUGCUUUUAGACUGCUGCAGCGCUGCCUGUCCUGAUAAAGUUGGUGUUCUUAAUCAUUUGCUUUCAUUGCAAGAGCAUGCUAGGUGAAUUUGUUCGAUUUGCUAUUUGGUCGUAAUUGCACAAGAUAUUGGCCUGCUGUGUAUGUUCUUCAUCUUAACUAUAAGACUAAAAAGAUUCCAAAAGAAACUGUUUAUCUAGUUUCGAGGAUGUGUGAUCAUUUUAUGAUAUUGGAGGAUAGAUUUCUCACUGAAUCCACUCUCGAAGCUGCUAUCCAGAGUAAAAACCUGUUGCAGCAUGCGUCACCAUUGAUUUCUCAAGAUAUGACCAGUAACUUUUCUUUCCAUAGGAUGGAUAUUGAAGCAGGAUCGUCACCGAGGAAAUUAGCAGAAUGCAAGAUUUGCAAAGAUGAGGAUGAAGCCUCGACCAUGGAGGUACCUUGUUCCUGUCGUGGGAGCUUGAAGUAUGCUCACCGCGAGUGUGUGCAAAGGUGGUGCAAUGAAAAGGGCGAUACCAUUUGCGAGAUUUGCCUUCAGCAAUUCAAGCCAGGUUAUACAGCUCCACCUCCUCUGUUUUAUUACGGUGGUAUUCCGAUGAAUUUUAGGGGAAAUUGGGAGAUAUCCCGAAUUGACAAUCCUCAAUUCAUAACAAUGGUUCCUGCUGGUGGCAAUUUUCUGGAUCCAAACUCCGUCGGGUAUCGUGUUCCAAAUACAAGAAGCAUGACGUGUUGCCGCAUGGUUGCCAUGAUUUUCUUGGUUCUUCUGGUAUCACGCCAUACUCUUCCAUUCUUCACUUAUGGAAGUGAUGAAUAUUCAGUUUCUCUCUUCAUGAUACUUAUCUUGCGAACAAUCGGAAUUCUUUUGCCGAUCUUUAUUAUGGUCAAAGCAUUAACUUGUGUUCUGAACAGAGGCAACCACCAGGUAGUAUCAUGAAUCUGGAAUCUUCUUUCUAAAUCGGUGGUGAUUCUUCAAUUCUCUCAUUCAGCACUGACUUUCAUACCAGAAGGAAGUUCCUGAGCUGGACGAUGGUGUCCUUUAGCAUCGUCAUGGUCAAGGUCACGAGAAGGUUUCGCUCCGAAUCGACAAGAUCCAUCCUUCUUCCUUAGUCUCCUGUAGAGUGAAUGCUCGCUCUAGAUAGAAUUGUCCACAUUAGCUUGUAACUUGUGCAAUUGGGGUAUUAUGACAUGUUUGACAGGACU
Olea europaea var. sylvestris is the source of this 1695-nucleotide messenger RNA. RefSeq lists its product as uncharacterized. Gene Ontology annotation, biological process: protein ubiquitination. Bases 707 to 1429 code for a protein of 240 amino acids. Gene Ontology annotation, cellular component: membrane. The transcript has 9 exons. Lineage: Eukaryota; Viridiplantae; Streptophyta; Magnoliopsida; Lamiales; Oleaceae. Gene Ontology annotation, molecular function: zinc ion binding; ubiquitin-protein transferase activity. The record is from RefSeq and is a predicted model, not a curated record.